This is a messenger RNA of Letharia lupina, 3909 nucleotides long. RefSeq lists its product as uncharacterized. Lineage: Eukaryota; Fungi; Ascomycota; Lecanoromycetes; Lecanorales; Parmeliaceae. The record is from RefSeq and is a predicted model, not a curated record. The transcript is spliced from 10 exons. The coding region runs from base 1 to 3909 and encodes 1302 amino acids.
AUGGCCUCAGCAUCCACUAUCACGCCACCUGUGGCAUUCAAUACCGCAUUCGAACGUUUGAAGGAGAUCGUGAGCAAAGAUGAUGCGCGGUCUUUCAAUUCAACUAGGAUGGAGGAUGUUUGGACGACUGCGAGGGACAUUGAACGCCACCUCGAGUCACGUAGAUCCCUUCGAGGCUUCCAUCGCAUACAGCCAUUCUUGGCUGGCAUCGAACAGUACUCGAAGGUGGUGGAGGUCCUCUGUCAGGGAACACCCUAUUUGCCAUACAUAUGGAUCGCUCAAGACCACAUCUCAGCUCUAGAGAAACUCAUUGAUGCCUACGCGAUGAUCGGAGAGGCAAUGCCGCGUUUUGAUAGACUCUCUACCGCAUUCAGAGAUGACCCAGAAUUUCAGCAGGUCAUGGGUCACUUCUAUGGGGAUAUCCUAGAAUUUCAUCGAAGAGCAUACAUGUUCUUCCGUCGGCGUUCGUGGAAAUCGGUUUUUGACCCUUUGUGGAGGUCUUUCAACCUCCGGUUUAAUGGGAUACUGGAAAGUCUCAGGAAGCACCGGGAUUUGAUUGACCAGGAGGCCAAUGCGAUCAAUAUUGCCGAAGCUAAAACCUGGAGGACCAUGCAACUAGAUCAAAUUAGGCAAUGGCGCGCUGAACGUGCCCACGAUAUAGACAGAACAGAACGAGAAAGAUUGGCCUCACAGACCAGAGAGGCAGUCGCAUGGUUUGGUGCAAGCGAAGACCAGGAAGACUAUUAUACGAAGUAUUCCAGAUCAUGCAAUGGUACGGACGGUCAUUGGGCUCUGGAAAACCCCAUCGUUGUCUCCUGGUUGGAUCAAAAUCGCGAUAACUCAGUGCUUUGGCUUAACGGGAAACCUGGAGCAGGUAAAAGCGUUAUAUGCUCCAAGCUCAUAGAACACAUCCAAGAAAAGAUGAAGACCGUUGCCAUUUUUUACUUCUUCACUCAUAAUCAGACUUUUCGGAACCAUGCGACGGAGGUUCUCCGUAGCUUUGCGACCCAAUUGUUAGCAGCGAGUACUGGCCUUGCGCCUUAUAUACUGGAGACUUUUGCGAACAAUGGCCAGAGAGCCACGAAGAAAAGUUUGGCGAUAAUACUUGAGAAGAUGAUCGCCUCACUGCAAAACAUUCGAAUUGUCGUUGAUGGGCUCGAUGAAUGUCCACAGGAUGAGCAAGAUGAAGUCAUAGAGGAUCUGCUGAGAAUCCGGGGUCCAGUACCAGGGGCGUGUAAAGUCUUGCUUUCGAGCAGGAAACACCGCACUAUAUCCAGAUUGUUGCAAUCAAAACCUACCGUCCGGCUCGACGACAACGCUGAGAACGUCAAUGCUACUAUUGCGUCCUUCGUUCAGCCCCGGCUUCAGUAUCUACGGAAUAAAUUCGGUUCCAAUAUCAUCGACGAGCUAGGACGCCAGUUGUUAGCUAAGGCUAACGGGAUGUUCCUCUGGGUAAAAUUGAUAAUGUUCACCUUGGAGGACCUACAUUUUGAGUCAGACGUACGGGAGGCUAUUGAAACUCUCCCAGAGGACCUAGAAGCUGUGUACAAGAGAAUAUUCCCACGGAUCUGCGGCGACGGGAGGACACCCAACCAACGCACUACCAUCCGGAUUCUACAAUGGCUACUGGUGGCUCAGCGUCCGCUGAAAAGAUAUGAAUUGGAGAGCGGAAUUGUCCUAGACGAACGAGUAUCACAAAUCACGACAGCAACUAGACCUCGAGGUGACGUGCUGAGUCUCUGCCACCCCCUUCUCGACACGGAAGAUGAUCUUGGAGGUCCUAUUAGUUUCAUUCAUUUCACUGCUCAAGAUCUUGACAUGUUUGAUCCUCGGGUUUCGGAUGAUAAAAUGCGGUCAGAUAUUGCCCAGGGCUUUCACGACCUACAUCUAUACGCAAAUGACCAUUGGCUUGAUCAUCUACGAGAGUUGGUAGAUUCAUCGGCAGGUUCUCGUCUUGGCGAGCCGAACUUGAUAGCCUUGCACCAAGCUCUUGAGCGACUUACAGUCAUGCACAACGAGCUGGCGGCUACAAAAAGGUGGAUGAUCCGAGACGAAAAUCAUCUGUCACAUUCACCCACGGAGGACAUUUGGCACCCUCUGCAAAUCUCGCCUGCCGCUAGGACUUUGCUUGAUAGAACACUAGUCUACCGAAAGGACACCUCUGUGAACGAUGGCUUGACCGCAGGAUCUCAUCCGGACUCGCACACCCAUCCAGAUCCCACGCUAUUCUCCAUGAUUCGAAGGCGGUAUCAGACUGUUGUGGAAGAGAUCUUGGAAAGUGAGCAUGUUGCCAACACAAGCUUGUACGACUUCAAAGUAAGGCAUAGUUCUGGUACUUUUCUCUGCCGCUAUUGCAAAUGUCCAAGAGCUGCACAAGGAUUCAACACCCCGGAACUUCGCCAGAAACACGAAGAAAGCCAUGCUCCCAGGUUCCAGUGUGCAGAUGCGGCAUGUGGAUUCUUCGGCUUCACUUUUAAUACUCGAGCCGCUAUGAAGAGACAUGUUGCCCAGUACCAUGACGAAGAGAAUACGGCUUCUGUGCCCGAUUGCCUUACCAAGAGGCCGCGCGACUCACACGCACACAGGUCUCUCUUCUCUCUCACUGAGGUAAAGACAAAGAGGAGAGUUGAGACCUUUGAAGACUUCAUAGCCAGCAAUGCACAGAUGGAUGCGCAGCAACAAGCCCAACAACAGCCGCAAGAGACCGUCGUGUCAUCGCAAAGGAGUGCUUUGUCGGAUGUCAUCCAAAUGGCCAAUACCGGGCAUUUGACCGCGAAGUCUGCCUCGCCAGCCGCAGAUGGUUAUAGACAACUGUCGCCAUUCCGUCCAAGCUCACAAUUUGCUGAAUCUCAGGCCGUCCAUUCUGUCUCGGCCGCUGCAUUGCAGCAGUGGCAGCAGGAAAAUGGAGCACAUGCCCAAGCGUACGCGCAGCAGCAAUCAUCGAGGCAUGAUUACCCAAAGCACCUCAUCAGACAACUCAACUAUUGGAAUGGCGAUUUUGACAAGACGACUUUCGACUGGAUCAAGAGUCAUCGCGUCGCCGACUCAGGACUUACCUUUCCACUGGCGACAGAUGAUCUCUAUCGCCAUCCGGAUUACAAAGGCCCAGACGCCCAAUCAUUCCAGCCACCCUUCGAUAUAUACAGCAUGGGCGUCAUGCUUUACGAGAUCGGCUUAUGGCGCAAUGUUGCCCAACAGAAGCAAUCCAGCGGCCCGCGACCUUCUCUUCAGACACAUAGGUCGGAUCCACAUUUCAUUGAGAAAAUUGUUACGAGUGGUCCGAUCACGGACCUGAACCGGUAUACCGGCAUAAGGUAUGGUGAUGCUGUUAAAGUAUGCUUGAGUAGGGAUUUCGAUGCGUACUGGGGAAAGCAGGGGAGCGACGGGCAGAAACAGCGGCGGAGUUAUUUGGGCCAGGUCCAGACGAAAGUUGUAGAUGCGAUUGCUAUGUGGUCUUCAUCAAACAGCGUUCUUCCGUUGGUAUAUGCCACUUCGGGCAUUGCAUUCUCUCUUCCCCUCUCGAUCCCAAUCUUCCAGAACUCAACUUACACCAACAAUCACCUCAACGGGACAUUUGCGAGCCUGACAGCAAAUCAACCAUACUGCAGCUUAGCUUACGGUCGUGACAUGAAAGAGGACAGUUGCCGCAAUGCCUGGGACAAAAUCGAUCGCGUCUCCACAACGGUCGAAAAGUUUGUCCCUCGAAAUCGAGCUUCAAUCGACAACGUGCCAAUACCCAUUCGUUAUCUGAGCGACGAUGGAAUCUGUGCCAUUGAUCUCCUUUUCAACAAAGACUCCAUCGAAGAUUUCAGCACCGCUCGUGCAAUCUCGGCGCAUGCUGAGAUGAUCCUUGACCACUGUGUGCUCCAACGACAAAGGGGUGGUAGGAUUGCUUCUUUCGGUCGGUAA